UUGUGUCGGCCGUUCGCAGGCGCCUCCCCUUUAAGGCGCGGACACGUGUGCGGCGGGCCGGAGGCGCCCGGAUGGUGCGGGAGGCCGGAGCAGUCGCCCGGCUGCGAUUGUCCCAGCGCCUGCUCUUUGCAUGGCUCGCUGCUGGAAGGGGGCUGGGGGAGUACUGGGGAGACACGGCUCUCUUCAGCCGUCCGCUCCAGCGGCGCUGAUCCUUGCUCGCAUUCUCUGCACCCAGCACAGCGUCCUCGCUGGCUUACCGGCUGGAGAAGGGCUUCUGAAUUCAAGGGCACGAGACACCCCCUGGCUUCCUCUCUGCUGCCCAUUCCUAGCUUGAGCGCUCAACAGCCAGGGCCGAUGUUUCCACGAGGGCUGGCUGAGUCCAAACUCUCCAGAGAGACGCUUCCCUGGCUAGUGAGCUGAGUGCACUCUCCCACAGUGAUGCGCCAUGCCGAUAGUGGACAAGCUGAAGGAGGCUCUCAAGCCAGGCCGGAAGGACUCCACUGACGAUGGUGAGCUGGGCAAGCUCCUGGCGUCUUCUGCCAAGAAAAUCCUGCUGCAGAAGAUAGAGUUUGAACCGGCUAGCAAGAGCUUCUCUUACCAGCUGGAGACCCUGAAGGGCAAGUACGUUCUGCUGAACCCCAAGACAGAGAAUGCCAGUCGCCAGAAGAGCUCUGAUGAGGCCCAGAUCAGGAAGCAGGGGAGUGACCAUGCUUUGGGAGGCUCUGGGGACGGUGUCCCAGCUCCCCAGAAAGUUCUCUUUCCCAUGGAGCGCCUGUCCAUGAAAUGGGAGCGGGUGUACAGGGUCGGAGCAGGACUCCACAACCUGGGCAACACCUGCUUCCUGAACGCCACUGUGCAAUGUCUGACUUACACGCCGCCGCUGGCAAACUACCUGCUGUCCAAGGAGCAUAGCCGCAGCUGUCACCAAGGAGGCUUUUGCAUGAUGUGCAUUAUGCAGAAUCACAUGAUCCAAGCUUUUGCCAACAGCGGCAAUGCAAUCAAACCGGUGUCCUUCAUCAGAGAUCUCAAAAAGAUCGCUCGGCACUUCCGCUUUGGCAGCCAGGAGGAUGCACACGAGUUUCUGCGCUACACCAUCGAUGCCAUGCAGAAGGCCUGCCUGAACGGCUACACCAAGUUGGAUCGUCAGACUCAGGCUACAACUCUGGUUCAUCAGAUCUUUGGCGGUUACCUGCGGUCCCGUGUGAAGUGUUCGGUGUGCAAGAGCGUCUCGGAUACCUACGACCCCUACCUGGACGUGGCUUUGGAGAUCCGGCAAGCUGCAAACAUAGUGCGAGCGCUGGAGCUGUUUGUGAGACCAGACAUGCUGAGCGGGGAGAAUGCCUACAUGUGUGCCAAAUGCAAGAGGAAGGUGCCAGCCACAAAGCGCUUCACCAUCCACCGUGCCUCCAAUGUCCUCACGCUGUCCCUCAAGCGCUUCGCCAACUUCAGCGGAGGUAAAAUCACCAAGGAUGUAGGGUACCCCGAGUUCCUGAACAUUCGUCCCUACAUGUCUCAAAGCAAUGGUGACCCGGUCAUGUAUGGCUUGUAUGCAGUGCUGGUGCAUUCGGGGUACAGUUGCCAUGCGGGGCACUACUACUGCUACGUGAAGGUGAGGCCCCCCUCCCAGGGGAAUCACUCCAGAGCCGCGGUGGGGUGGUGCCCUGAGUGUGCACCUGGGUGCCCAACGAUGGUGCUGGGUGGCCCUGCUGGAUGGUGGGUACUGUCUCACCCCAGCUCCCUGCUGCUGCCCUGGGCAGCCUGCUGCACUCUGUCCCUAGCCAUGUCCCGGCCUCUGAGGUGCUGGGGCAUUCCCUGCGCUGCCCCAGACCUGCCAGAGCAGAGGCCAGGGGAGGGAUUCCCAGCACCCCCAGACGCUCUCCUGGCUCUGAGUGGGGUCUCUGCCACUAUCUAUUGCACUCCCCUUCCCCAGGCCAGUAACGGGCAGUGGUACCAGAUGAACGACUCCCUUGUCCACUCCAGCAACAUCAAGGUCGUCCUCAACCAGCAGGCCUAUGUGCUGUUCUACUUAAGAAUCCCAAGCUCUAGGAAGAGUCCUGAGGGGCCCAUUGCCAAGACUGCCUCUGCCCUGCCUGGCCGAGCCGGCAUAGUCUCUGACCAGAUCAAGAAAACCGUAGCCAAUGGGCCGCUCUCCUCGCCGCUGGCUGGCAAGAGACCAGACGGGGCGUCUGGGAAGAAGCUCCAGGGAGUGGAAGAGGCCGGGAUCCCUGUGGCCCGGGGUGUGUUUGGGGCCGGGCCCAAGCUGCAGAAUGGGACCGCUCAGGCUAAGCCUCCUGCUGGGUUCCCCUCGCCCAGACUGGCUGCCAGAGCCAUGCACGUGGCGGCUGCGUUCUCGGAUGAGCUGGCCAGGAGACCCAAGAAGCCACUUGCUGUGUCCCAGGGCUUCUGUGACACCAGGGAAGCGAGCAGGGCCAAAGCCGAGGUCCCCAAGCAGAGCUCCUGGGAGAGCAAGGAGUCUCCGUUGCCCACCUCGCCCAAGCCCCAGGUGGAGCCAGCUGCACCCAGCCAAGAGUCCAGGGGCAGCGGGGAGGGCACUGAGCCGCGGAGGAAGGACUCCUGCAGCAGCAGCUCUUCCAGCCCAGUGCGCUUGGCCAAGGGACCCCUGCAGGCCAAGAGCGCAGCUAACGGCUUCUGCGCCUCUCUGGAAACGGAGUAUGGUCCAGCCGUGUCCUCAGAGCAGGAGGCCAAGCCGCCCGGCUUGGAGGACCCCCAGGUGGCGAAAUUAAAAUCCCUGCUGCUGGCUGGUGCCACCCUGGAUGUGAGCAGCACCAUGUCGCCCCCGCCUGCCAAGAAGCUGGCCCUUUCUGCUAAGAAGGGCAGCACCCCGCGGAGGGCGAGCGGAAGUGACCGCCAUGCGCCACCCCACCCAGCCUUUGCCGACCACACCUCCCCCACGAGCACCACCCACCCUGCCUCCACCUCUCCCUGGCCUCUCGGCAAGUCCAGGGUGCUCUCAUCUGCUCCCAAAUCACCACUUCCUCGAAGGCCUGCCUGCAGCCCCAGCCCAAACUCUCAGCUCCUGGCCAGCAGCCAGCCCGCCCACCCUUCACACCCAGGCAGGGAGAAGGAGGCCAGCCAGGCCCUGCCCAGCUCCUCCAAAAAGAGACAAAAGCAGCAUCUUGAGGUGGAGAGCGUCCCCCGCAGCCUGGGCCCAGUAGGUGCUAGCGGCGAGGGGGCCGGGCUCGCCAGCCCCCCCCGGAAGAGGCGGUACCUGGAGGAGGGUGAGCGUAAGGAGGCUGCGGCCAGGAAGUCAGGCAGCGGGAAGAGAGAGGGGCUGGGCCGUGGGGACCUGGAGUGGGAGCGCAGGCACCGAGCCGCAGGCUCCAGCAGCCACAUGGGCACUGGGUCCAUCACCCCCCGGAAGAGGAGGAGGAAGAGAUUGCGGCAGCUGGAGGAAGAUCACAGCCUCGGCACAUCUCCCUUGGGCAGCAGCUGCUCCGGGAAGGGCGAGGCGGCGACCCUGGUGUCUGGGGCAGGAGAGCUCCGCAGCGUGAAGCAGCAGCAGCAAGGUUUGGAGGUGAAGGAUGGCGAGAUUGAGCAUCAGAAGUGCAAGCGGAGGGAGAGCUCCAGCAGCCCGGCCUCCAAGCCCAGCUCUGAGCAGGCAGCUGUGAAUGGGCUCCACACCAGAGCCAGCACUCCAGUGGCAGUGUACGUCUGGGACAGCCAGGUCAGAGAUGGCUCCACACGCAGCCCGGAGAAGGGGCGGGGCACUGGGACAGCAUGGCAGAGCCAGGAGGCGGCCAGCGUGGUGCAGGAGCUGCUCAGGAAUUCCUCUGAUAAAGCGUAUGGGAGGCAAGUGCUGACGUGGGAGGGCGAGAUCUCUGCCAUUAGCCAGGACGCCCUUCGGGACAUGGCGUGGGCCCGGAGUGCAAGAGUCACAGACGACUGGGACGAGGACAUCGACGGUGGCAAGGUGAAGAGGAGUAAAAAGUUCAAGCGGGAGCGGAGGAGACACUUCAACGCCUUCCAGAAACUGCAGAACAGACGCAACUUCUGGUCCGUGACUCACCCAGCCAAGGUGGCCAGCCUGAGCUACCGGCUCUGAGAGCGGGGGCCCAGCUGGAGCCUACAGUUCAGCCCUGGCACUCGUGGGCCAGGGGGCAGAGCGGCUGGACCCUGCGGUGCUCGUGUUGACUUGUCCCCUCCCAUCUGACUUGCCUGCUGCAUCGUCUCCGGAGCCAGGCCGAGGGCCAUGGUGUGCGACAGGCCUUGGUGCCGCUGGUGUUCAGCCUCUUGUGCAGGGCGGGAGCAGGGGCACCUGCCCCAUGGAACAGGGGCUGGUUCUUGGAUGUGGGGGAAGGUUGAGGCUCGCCGGAGUGUAGCUAACCUGGCUGGUUCACACGCUUUAAGUCCCCCUCGCUCCGCCAUGGCCAGUGCCAAGGAGCAUCAUGGGGGCGCUGAUGCCUCCCCCUGGCAGGCAGCUGAGAAAGGGCCCCUUAGGGCAUGUCCCAUAGCCAAGGCUGGGAUGCAGAUCAAACCCUGCUCCUGAUUGCCACAGCCUCUGGGUGACUCCUCCACGCCCCUGCUCCUGGCACUGGGACUGGCCAGCAGCCUGCCUCGUGCCCAGCCGUGCUCCUCCUUUCACCUGGGGAGCCUUGUGAUCAUGCUGCUGUCACACGCUGUCUGGUGGGGCAGCUAUUCCCCUGCUGCACUGGCCCCAGGACUGAGCAUGGUGCUGGGAUUGUGUCCAGCCUGGUGCUUCUGGGCAGGGAAGUGCCUGUCAAUGGUGCUUUGUCACUGCUGCGCCCCAGUCUCAGCUGGGGCCCGUACAGCCAGGUGCACACGUGGCUCCUGGGCUGGGGCUGGCAGCUGGCACUGCUCUGCCUUGCAAACAUCAGCCCUGCUCAUGGGGCUCUGAGGCUGCUGCCUAGGGCAGUUUUCUGUUAAUGCCUCCCCUGUAUCCCCAAUCUCCUCUCCACCCCACUCCCCCCACUUUGAGCUGCUUCUGCCUGGGUCCCUGGGCAGAGAGAGUAAUGAGCUCAUACAGGCCUCCUUCAGCUCAACCAACUGCUCUCAUGGGUGAGCGUCACCCCCGUCCAGCUUGCCCUCCUGUCCUGGGUUCCCUCUGUCUAGCUGGAGACAGGGCCCCAGCAGAACCAGGCUGCUGCCAGAGUGGGAGAAGGGGGCCAUCCCCUGCCACAGCUUGGUCCAGCGGCGUGUGUCCCUGCACAGAGAUCAGCUGUUGGCCUGAGCUGCUAGCCCCCAGCACGCCUGCCUUGACUUCAGUCCAUUUGGCUUUCCCUGGUAGUGCGCCGGUUCGUCUCGCUGAGGGUGUGCUCCCUGCUCUUGGGGUGGGGAUGCUGCUGGGCCAGGAGCAGAUGGGGGGCGGGGGGGCUCUGCUGGGCUAAUGGUUGUUGUGGGGGCUGUGGGAAGAUCUCCUGGGGCACUGAUGCUUCAGUGGAGAGGCUGCCUCCACCCAUCUGCUGCUGCGUGUCCAUGUCUGCCUGGUACCUCUUAACUGCAUUCCCUGCACCACUGCCCCUCUGCCAAACCUCCCUGCUGUGCAAUUCCCAGGAAAAGAAUGUUCUCCAGGUCUUCCAGGGGUAGGGCCCUGCUCUCCCCCCUGAGAGCCUGAGAGCUGUCAUGCAUUAUCUUUUUGCAUCCUGCUGUCAGCCAGAUAGGCCAGGUGAAGGAGUUAAUGGCUGCAAAUCAUUUCAUUAUCUCAGAUGUGUACAUAUAUCAAAGCCUGUUUAAUAGCUGUUACAGCUAGGAUUUGCAUUUAUUUAAAUUUUCAACUUAGUCAAGGGAGAAAAGCCAGCGUGAGACUCCGUCCCUUCCCCCAGGGGAGAUUUCCCUCUUACAGUGGGGAUUAUUCUGACAUCUUGUACAGUUUGCUGAUCAACGGUUCCAUAAUCUCAAUGUAUAUGUGUGUAGAUACCUGGAGCUGAUCUGUUCAUGGUUGUAUUUUGCACCUCCUGCUGGGGACAAUGCAGUAACCUCAGUUAUUGCCAAGAUCAUGGUGCAAUAAAGUUACCAGUUUUGA
Messenger RNA from Dermochelys coriacea (leatherback sea turtle), 6001 nucleotides. It is a transcript of the gene USP36, whose product is annotated as ubiquitin specific peptidase 36. Gene Ontology annotation, biological process: regulation of apoptotic process; protein deubiquitination. Lineage: Eukaryota; Metazoa; Chordata; Testudines; Dermochelyidae. The record is from RefSeq and is a predicted model, not a curated record. Bases 446 to 4063 code for a protein of 1205 amino acids. The transcript is spliced from 19 exons. Gene Ontology annotation, molecular function: cysteine-type endopeptidase activity; cysteine-type deubiquitinase activity. Gene Ontology annotation, cellular component: nucleus; cytosol.